UAUCUUUAAGAGGCAGGAUUAUUAGUGUCAUAACAUGCAGAUAUAAAGAACGAGCAGAUUUUGUACAAUAUGACUUGACAGUAAUGUAAAAAUAACUGUCUUGGUUUUUGGCAUUGUAUGCUUUUUAGAUUUGACUUUUUUAAGAUAGACUAAUUGAAAGAAUCAGUUUUUAAAGUUUCAAAUUUUUAAAGGAUCAAUACAAUCCAUGCGCAAUGACUGUAAACUGUUGGAUUCAUCUGCUUCUCCUUGGUCUCUACUGCCAUCUAGAGAUCCAACCUGCUGCCUGUGAACCUCACUGGACAGCACAGUUUCUUUGUGAUGUGACAGCCUCCAAUACCUCCAAGGUCCUAUUUGACUGCAGUCGACGUGCCUUAGAAAAGGUCCCCGUUGGGAUAACCAGCAACGUUACUGCUCUUGAUUUAUCAGAAAAUUCCCUGAAGACUAUUAGAACUGAUGAAUUUUCCAGUUUGCUGAAUCUGACUUGGCUCAAUCUCAACUGGGCAAACCUGAACAAGAAAGUGACAUUUAUGGCAAACCUCAAAAACCUAACAAAACUGCAUGAGUUAAAAAUGAGUGGCAAUGGCCUUGAAGAAAUUCCAAGUACCCUCCCUGUCACUGUGGAAAUCCUUGAUCUGAGCGGCAAUAAUAUUACAUUUCUGAAUCAAAGUAGCUUUGCCGGCUUACCAAACCUGACUCAACUGUGGUUAUCCAAAAACUGCUACUACUGGAAUCCAUGUGGCAGACCUGUGACAAUCCGGGAAAACAGUCUUACCCACAUGUCCAAACUGCAAUAUCUGGAUUUAUCUUAUAACAACUUAACCCAAGUUCCCAAAGGACUACCAGAGUCUUUAGAAAUGCUUAAUGUGAGCUGUAACAAAAUACAGUACAUACUUAAGAAUGAUUUUUUUGGCUUGAAUAACUUAAAACUCCUUAAAAUACAAGGGAACUGCCCGAGGUGUGAAAACGCUCCAUAUCCCUGUGUGCCCUGCCCUAAACAUUCUCUUGGAAUUGACGCUGAUGCAUUUGAAAGUCUUUCACAACUUGAGGAACUCAAUAUGGGAGGAAACUCACUGGAAUAUCUGAAUCCAUUAUGGUUUAAGAAUCUGAGGAAGCUUAAACAUCUGCUCCUUUCAUUUAACUUCUUACUCAAUGAAAUUACUGGAAAGGCUGAAUUUCUGCAAUUCCUCCCAAGGCUUGAAGUGAUUGAAUUUUCUUUCAACUAUGCUUUAAAACAGUAUCCUGUAACCAUUAAUCUUUCAAAUGAGUUUUCAAAUCUUAAGUCUUUAAGAACCUUGCAUAUGGAGGGUAUGGUCUUCCAAAAUAUUGGACCAGACACACUCAAGCCUCUCUAUGGACUUAGAAAUCUAUCAGCCUUGAAUUUGGGGACUAACUUUAUAAUUCAGGCUGAUUCCACUGUCUUCACCAAAUUUCAUCCCUUGAAAAUGAUUUAUUUGGCAGAAAACAGGCUUUAUCCCACUCCACACAAAAAGGUUUUAAAUUUGGAAGAUGGAUACACUCAGAAAUCAGACGUUUCUGUUUCUUCAUUUAUAAAACUUCCUCCAAAAGACUUUACAUUUGAAUUAACUCAUGGCCUUAUAAAGCCACAGUGCUUUAACUCUGGACGAGUUCUUGUUCUCAGCUCAAAUAACUUGUUUUUCAUUUCUCAAAAGCAGUUUGAAGGUUAUGGAGAUAUUGCAUGUCUGAAUCUAUCUGGGAAUGGAUUCUCUGCUGCACCUAAUGGCACAGAGUUCUCAUUACUGCCGAAUUUGACCUACUUGGACCUGUCCUUCAAUAAGAUUGAUCUGGCUUAUGAUCAUAAUUUCCAGGAACUGCAGAAACUUGAAGUGCUCGACCUCAGUUGGAAUUCGCACUACUUUAAAUCUUAUGGGAUAACACAUAAUUUAAACUUCCUAAAAUAUUUGCCUGUUCUGAGAGUACUGAAUAUGAGCCACAACUCAAUUUCCACAUUAACAACAAAACAGAUGCACAGCAGAUCUUUAGCAGAACUACAGUUUACACAUAAUGACCUUGGGACUCUUUGGAAAGAAGGGGAAGACUCAUAUAAGACUCUUUUUACCAACCUCACUAAUUUGACAGUUUUAGAUAUAUCGUGGAAUAAGAUCAAAAAGAUUCCUUAUGAUGUUUAUAAAAAGUUUCCUAUGAACCUAACUGAACUACACAUCAGUCAUAAUGAAAUCACUGACUUUUUAUGGGACAGUCUGACUUAUUUCCAUCAGCUUAAAAUUUUAGACUUAAGUCACAAUUCCUUGUCCAAUAUAGCAGGUAUUAAAAAAAUUACUAGCCUCUCUUUGACUUUUCUUUAUCUGACUCACAAUGACAUUUUUCACUUGGGUAAUGUAGCUUUUAAUGGCAUGAAAAGCCUUGACACUCUUAGCCUCAGCUCCAACAAAUUGACCAUCAUCAAUCAGUCCACAUUCCAACCGAGACCUGAAAAUCUUAAAACUUUAUUUUUGCAGAAAAACCCAUUUCAAUGUACAUGUGAUUCUUUGGAUUUCGUUGUAUGGAUUGGAAAAACACAGAUAAAGAUUCCUAGAUUGACAACUGAGGUCCGAUGUGAAACACCAGAAAAGGACAGGAACAAACUACUGAUAUACUUUAAAAUUGACCAAUGUGUAAAUGAUGAUCAGGCAUUCAGGAUGUUUGUUCUCACAACCUUCUUUCUUAUUCUCUUUAUGUUUGUGGCAACAGUUGCUCACUUAUUCUACUGGGAUGCUUCCUAUGUCAUCCACUAUAUCAAGGCUAAACUAAAGGGAUACAAAUCUUUGUACUCACAGGAAAAUAUUUAUGACGUCUUUGUGACCUAUGACACCAAAGAUCCACGUGUCUCUGAGUGGGUAAUGAUGAAUCUGCGGGUGAAAUUGGAAGAGGAAGGUGAGAAGCUUCUUCCUUUGUGCUUGGAGGAGAGAGACUGGCCCCCAGGAGUCCCACUAGUGGAUAACCUUACACACAGCAUCCAAAAUAGUCGCAAAACCCUGUUUGUCCUAACAGAGGCCUACGUUAAAACCGGAGUGUUCAAACUGGCAAUGUAUCUGGCCCACCAGAGACUGCUGGAUGAAAAUGUGGAUGUAAUUGUGCUGUUGAUGCUGGAACCUGUCCUGCAGCAUUCUCACUUCCUGCGGCUCAGGAGGAGGCUGUGUGAGAAAAGUAUUGUUGUGUGGCCUAAAACUGCAGCUGCUGAACUCUGGUUCUGGCAAAACUUGAGAAAUGUUGUAAGAGUGGACAAUCAGAUUAUGUACAGCAAGACCUAUAAAAAGUUAUUCAGCAGCAAGUAGGGAGGAGGAUAAUGGUUGUUCAUAAUAACCUAGGAAUUGUUUGAGCUUUUAGGAAUUUUACACUUUUAAAUAUGCCAUUGCAGCUGAGUCUUUGCAACAUUUGUUACUGAAUUUCAGAAAUUAUGAAAAGCACCUAAUUAUGUAAAUGACUUAUUUUUUUCACCAUCAAGUAAAAGAGGAUGGUAAUCAAGGGCAAUAAGUGUCACAAACCCAUAAAUACGCUGAAUUAACAUGCAAUCGUUAGUUGAAUUCAUUAAGUUAUUGUAUGUCAAAAAUGACCUACAAUUAUUUCUGUAUGUUUAAUUAUUCCAUUGUUCCUGCUAUACUGUACAGGCCACCAUGUAAACAAUUUAGGUUGUUUCUGGUGCUCCUCAAACAGACCCAGAUACCUGACUCAGGCUAAGAGUUCUGUAGUCAAGGUAAGCAGUUUGAGGUUGAGUUGCUGCCAGGUAAAUGAACUGCAUGUUAGGGGUCUGCAUUGACAGUUCAAAUUAUUUCAUGGUGGUCUGCAAAACAUUACAUGUGAGAGACUUUCAUUAAUAUGGAUUCCAUUUUAUGUAUUUCUAAUAUCUCUAUUUACUAAAAAUAUUUUUAAAUAUCAUUUUCAAAUUAAACAGACUGAUGUGUAUUUAUUUGAAACAUUUCCAAUCAUGUUUGACCUAAAACUAUAACAUAUUUAUUUAACUGCUUUUAUAUCUUGGACUGUGACACUUUGGGUCUUCAGUAGGAUGGUAAGAAUAAUUAAUUGUAUGUAGUGUAAAUCAACUAAAUUUUAGAAAAUGUCUCUUCAUAAGUUUGUGUUAAUUUAAAUCAUGCUGCACAUUUAAUAGAAUCUGUAAAUGGCAAGUUGUCGAAAUAAAUCAUAAUUAACUAAAUUGCA
This is a messenger RNA of Girardinichthys multiradiatus, 4173 nucleotides long. RefSeq names its product toll-like receptor 8. The record is from RefSeq and is a predicted model, not a curated record. NCBI's taxonomy places the organism in Eukaryota, Metazoa, Chordata, Actinopteri, Cyprinodontiformes, Goodeidae. Gene Ontology annotation, cellular component: plasma membrane. The transcript has 2 exons. Gene Ontology annotation, biological process: canonical NF-kappaB signal transduction; toll-like receptor signaling pathway; defense response to virus. Gene Ontology annotation, molecular function: protein binding; pattern recognition receptor activity. The coding region runs from base 213 to 3293 and encodes 1026 amino acids.